This is a messenger RNA of Alternaria rosae, 3022 nucleotides long. RefSeq lists its product as uncharacterized. The record is from RefSeq and is a predicted model, not a curated record. NCBI's taxonomy places the organism in Eukaryota, Fungi, Ascomycota, Dothideomycetes, Pleosporales, Pleosporaceae. The transcript has 2 exons. The coding region runs from base 101 to 2875 and encodes 924 amino acids.
CGACACCCUCGUCACGACGAUACUAACGAGCCUACGACACAGUUCUCAUGUUUGCGCGCCAUUGAUAUAUUUCUUACAGUAAUACUACACGGCCGACGUCAUGGUUUUCACUCCGCGCAAGCGCGCCGCACCCACAGCAACGUUCGACAACACCUGGAACGAAACCAAUGCGGCAUUCCUCGACCCAAAUGCUCUACCAGUUUCCAAAAUACCGCGAGGAUGGGAGAGGAAACAAGAAGUAAAGAGGGUGGGCGAAGGAAAGGAGAAGAAGAUUUGGCGCAGAUUCAAUCUUCGGUCGCGUGCCGACGACACACCACAGGAGGCAGAAGAUGAAGAGGAACGAGACGCGCGUUCAAGACCUGUAAAGAGGCGGCAACACAUGAGCCCAAAGGCAAUGGAGAAGUCUACCAGCAGACUUGGUGGCAAGAAGCGCGCGUUCAAAGCGACGCGCUGGGACCGCAGGAAGAGCGUUUUACCAAGAAAGAGAGCGACCCAGAUCGAGGACCCCGUGGUCGGCGCAAACGAGGAAGCCGACAGUGAAGAGGAGGGAGAUAGUGCUCAUACCGUGGAAGGCGAGGAUAGCGUCAACGAGACAGACACGAACAUAAUCGAACAAACGGAAUCAUUAGGAGAUCUACCUCCUGCGCAACAGGAGAACUCGACUUUCACGUUCGCAGUAGACGCGCCGACAGCCGAAACCCCCGAUUACGAGAUCACAGAUCGCGACCAAGAAGAAGAGGAAGCAGAGUCCACACAAGACGCAACGCUUGCGAAGCUAUUCCGCUCGCCACUCAAGGAGCAACCGAAUGUUUUGAACGCGUCGCCGGACAAGGUCGAAUACCCCGAACUUCCUCUGAGCGACAACUUGGAAGCAGGAGCAGAGACGGCUAUGACUGAGAUUGCAUCCACCGAGAUGAUCAGCAAUGUCGCAGAGGAGACAAAUACAGAGGAAACAACCUCCGUGGGUGGAGGACUCCGAGAGAAUGUUGAGAUCCCAGACGAGGUUGUCAAGCAACAAGACGAGACCAUGCAUGAAGAGGCGGACCCAGUUUCAGAGACACCAGAGCCGGUGACACAGCUCCAGUACCCAGCGUUGCCGUUGGAAGAUACUACGACUUCGCCGCUACCAGCGCUCGACGAAGACGUUGAGUUAUCUGAGGUUGAGCUAGGCACACCGACAGAUGCAGUUCAGAAGGAAGAUAUUAUCAACUCCCCUGAAGCGGUCGACCGUGAAGACGAGUUCACGGAAGCUUCUUUGCAGCUGAACAUAUUGCGGGAUUAUCAAGCAGCGCUUCAAGAGCACAAUCUUGCGCCUACACCAGUUCAGUCAGAGUCCAACGAGCUUGAGCAAGAAGAGACGGACCAUGAUAUGCGGCCUGAGGAAGAACUAGCCUCCCUUGAGGCUCUUCAGUUCCCUGCCCAGGACCUUGACAUGGCCGACGCGCCUGCCGCAACAUCUGUAGACAUCGCCGAUGGACUGACAUUCUCGUUCACACCCAGCAAACCACAGUCGCCCGCUCCACGCAGACUACAUUCGCCUCCGCCCCCACCACGUCCUGUAUCUGGACCUGACGAUGUCACAAUGACGGUCGCUUUCGAUGAUGACACCGCCAUCCUCAAGGACUUCCUGACUCGUGCUGCCGCAAGCAAGGCUGAGAAGGCGGCUGUCACUACACACAAGAGAGAAUCUCUACAGAAUCGACGAGACUCAGAUAUCAUCAAACACGCCCUAGCCUCGCCCCGCAAGGUGCUUGAAGAGAAGGAUCCCAACUCACCCACUAAGCAGCACACCGAGUUGACGCUAGAUCUAUCACAAACGCUCACACUAGCCAAGCCAGAUGAUAAGCUUCCAUCACCUGACCCCGGCGCGACAGAGACCCAAACCGCAGAAGAGAAGAGCGAACAAGGAUCAAGACGUUCUGCACGAGCAAAGAAGACAAGACUACCCACCCCCGCAUCGCUCGGACCAGCACCAGCACCCAAGAUCAACAUCCGCCGUGCUGACGGCAACGAAGUCGUCGUACUCAAGAAGGACGACGCAAAAGUCCUCGCCGACAUGACACGCAACAACACGCGCAAGAACAAACAAGGCGCCUUCUGCGUCACCGUCCGACUCAUGAAGCUCGCCAUGGACGCAUCCAGUCUCCCUCCCCUCGACGACUCUACCAAAGAACUCGUCGUCGGCAAGAACGUCCGCUGGGACGAAACACUGGCAUACUACCAAGAGAACCCGGAGACCCUCGCCAACGCUCUAGCCGAUGCAGAGUCCCUAGCCACCCCAGACGAACUCGGCAUGUCGGACUCCACCCCCGAGCCCAAGAAGAAGAAGGAAAAGACUAGUAAGACGUCCACACCCAAAAUACGCAGAGUACGCGGUCUGGGCACUACGAACGGCACGCCUGGAAAGGGUCUACUGGCACCUACCAGUCUCCUCCCGGAAGCCGUUCAAGAAGAAAAGGCUGCGACGCAGGAGCAACAAUCUUCGAAACCGAAGUCGACUAAAGUCAAGAAGAUGGCCGUUGCCUCCUCCACUUCUUCCACCCCCACAUCCACCUCUACACCAACAUCAACAUCAACAUCCCUAAACAGCAGUCUCUCCUCCAGCACAACAGACACCAAACUCCCUUCUCUCGACGUCGCACCCGUAGGCGUCCAACGCAAGAGCCGGCUUGCUGCGCCGAAAAAGGUGGUUCUACCGCAAACAUCUUCUUCUGCCAAGGCGGGCGAUAAGGAGAAUGUGAGUAGAGUGGGCAUGAGCGAUGCGACGCCUAAGAAGGGGUUGGUCGCGCCUAAGGUGGUCAUUCCGCCGAGUGUGACGACGGCGAGUGUGGGAGUAGAGAGUGGCUUACCGAGACGGAGAGGGCGGAAGUAUUAGCUAUGUGAGUGAAGUGGGGUUGUGAUGUUUUGAGUGUAUCUUUCAUGAUGUUCUAUACCACUUUGCCUUGCUGGGAUCAUUUAUGCAUAUACAGGUGUUUUUAGCGGUGGCGUUUGGUAGGCAUGGGCAUUUACAUGGGGCCAGUAU